Molecule: messenger RNA, 2266 nt
Organism: Copidosoma floridanum
Lineage: Eukaryota; Metazoa; Arthropoda; Insecta; Hymenoptera; Encyrtidae
Biological process (GO): regulation of transcription by RNA polymerase II
Cellular component (GO): nucleus
Molecular function (GO): DNA-binding transcription factor activity, RNA polymerase II-specific; sequence-specific double-stranded DNA binding
Source: RefSeq, a predicted model, not a curated record
GCGCGCCAACGCCGCGAGUAACGCCAAGAUGCCCCAGCGCUCGCCCUUUGCCAUCCAGGAGUUGCUUGGUCUCAAUGGAGCCGGCAACCCCAUCGGCUCCGUCACCACAAGUCCCACCAGUCAUCACAAUAACAACAACAACAACAACAACAGUACGAACAAUAACAAUAACAACAACAAUGUACGGGGUUCACCGCAGAGCUCGCCGCCGGCCGGUAUUUCGGCGGUCUCGUACGCCCCGACGGCACCCCACCACAAGCUCUGGGACUACAUGGCCCCCUUGACCAAUCAUCUGGGUAAUCUUGGUAACCUCACCCACGCGUCCCGCAUGGCGUACCUUAAUGCUCAGGCUGCCGUGGCCGCGGCUUUCCUACCACCACCGCAUCAUCCUCAUCCAGCGCAUCAUGCGGCACAUCAUCAGAUGCAGACGGCUGGACAUCUUGGGGCUCAGUCUGGGGCUGGUCUGGGCGUACAUCCGGCGGCCCAUGCACAGCACAUGCUCUCAGGCUCGGGAGUCUCGGCCAAUCACCAUCAGAGCAGUCCCACGCAACACGGAUCGCCUCACGAUUUUUCACAGUCGAAACAUGUGUUCUCGAGCGCAAGUCCAGCAGUCGGUGGCUCGGCGGUCAUGGACUCGGUCAAAGACUACGCCAACAGCUCUAUGGACCUACAGCCGUACAACAAAAAGAAAAAGAAGAAGCGCCGACAUAGCUCCAGGACGAUUUUCACGACCAAGCAGCUGGAGGAGCUCGAGACGGCGUUCAAGGAGGCGCACUAUCCGGACGUUUACGCUCGCGAGAUGCUCAGCGCGAGGACGGAUCUGCCCGAGGACAGGAUACAGGUCUGGUUCCAAAAUCGAAGGGCAAAGUGGCGCAAGACCGAGAAAUGCUGGGGCAGGAGCACCAUAAUGGCGGAGUACGGGCUGUACGGGGCUAUGGUGAGACACUCGCUGCCGCUGCCCGAGACCAUACUCAAGAGCGCCAAGGAAAACGAGUCCGUCGCCCCUUGGCUACUCGCGCAAUCCUCAAAGACAAGCGGCUUUAACCAAGAUGAUAACGAACGUAAACGACUAAGCGAACUGAUUGACUGUGGUCCCCCCCUAGGGAUGCACCGCAAGUCUAUCGAGGCAGCGGAGCACCUAAAGUCGGGUGACGACAGCGGCAACGACCAUCCCGGCGGCUCGGCCAGUCCCUCGCACCCUAACCACUACCCGGGCGGUCCCACCAGCUCGGAGAGUGGCCAGGAGAGCCAGGACGGCAUGGGACCUUCGGCCGCCUCCGGAGUCGUUCAAGACACCGAGCAGCUGAGGAAUGAGAGCAUCGCUUGUCUGAGGGCAAAGGCCCAGCAGCACCAGUUGCAGCUUAGCAUGCAGCCAACCGCCGGCGGGACGCCCGGCACGACGUCCUACUCGACGGCCUCGGCGCUCGCUGGGGCGGGCUCGCUUCGCGCUUCCGUUUAAAGAAGCGUCCCUGCUCGAGCCCACGAGGGGAGAAGAAAAAACCAGCAGCGACUUCUGUCUCAACCCGAGACGAACUUCAAAGUCGAAUCAACCAAACCACAGGCGUGUCAUCGCGAGCUCGCAUCCUUGCACCGACUGCGCUGGAUGCUGUCGCCUCGGUGUACACACACGGACGCUCUGUUCUCUCGUUUGCAAGAAGGAGCGGCAGAAAAUCGGUAUCUUCGCUCGAGCCGAUUUUUUUGCACUCCCACCCACCUAUUAGUGUACUUUUCGAGUCAUGGAUUGAAAUUUAUCGUCGUUCGUAGUCCUUUAGGUAAUUGUAGUUUGGAGUUUUGUGAAUUUUGAGCGACGACUAGGUAGAAAUUCAUUUGAGUCAUGGCGCAACUUAUACUGUCACGUUUGGUGCAACGAAAAACUCAGGAAGAACGUAUGAAGCAAGUAUUUUUUCGGAAUAGAAUUUCACAUUUUGUAAGGAUUUUUCCUACACCGUAGAAAUAUUUGUGUUGUUUAUGUUUUUUUGUCUUUGGGUAUUAUUAGUAUUAUUAGUAUUUUUAUGGGGAAAAAAAACAUGAUUGAAUCAAGUCAGUAUUUAGUAAGACACGAAUGAUGUGCGUGUAAAUAUAAAAAUGCGUUGUGAAUGUACAUUUCGUCGAUGAAUCUCUAUUUCGAAAAAAGAAAAAAAAGUGUAGGAUACGCAGUACUUGAAGAAAAAGAAAAAUCCGAUGCAAUAUUAUGAUCCCAAUGAAAGUAUAUUAUCUAAAAAAAAAUUAAAAAAUAAAUCAACGUCUCUUCCAAACGUACACGCUC